CAUUCUACUUACCCUGUCGAUCUUUAUUUGACUUAGACCUGAAUGAAUAUAGUUGACGUUAUCAAUCGUCUUCGAACUUUUGUCCUUGUCACUCUAAUUUACCAAUCCAACUUCUUCUAUCGCUCAUAUCUGACAGACAAUCGAUAAGAAAUUAGGGAGGUUUGAUCUUCGAGCAAAGAUGGAUUUCAUAAAGAAUCUUGAUACGGACACGUCUUUAGCCAUUCUUUCGUGUCUAGAUGACCCAUCAGAUCUUGUCCGUGCCAGUGCUGUCUCUCGCUCCUGGCGACACUUUGUGAUUAAGCAGAGUCUCUCCAAGAACCUGUGCUUGAAGUUGUUCCACCAGCUAGCUAGUGUGGAUCGUAUACUAGAAACAAGCAAUGAAGAGUCCUCAGGGUCAAGCAGCAGUGUCAUGGAGGAUAAUACAACAAGGCUACUAGAAAGAGAGCACAGGGUUUAUGCCUUAUUAGCUAAAGGAUGCACGUCUUCUCCUAUCAAAAGCUGUGUUGAAGAUGCCAUUACGGCGUCUAGUACUGAUAGGCUCCCAGAAGAGAGCAUCUUGAACACACUCGACGAAAGAGAGAGAAUUGGUGGCACACCUUCGUACUGGUCUAGCUCAGGACACCACAAGACUUCCGUGCCAGAAACACUUGUUUACAAGCUCAAGGGUGACUUGUGUGUCAUUACUGAACUCAGCAUCCAGCCUUUCCAAGAUUUUUUUGAUCCCGGUAGACCGAUAUACUCUUCACAUUAUGUUCGUUUCCGGUUUGGUCACUUGGAUAACAAGUCACAUGAUAAAAACAACUAUGUAUGGACUUACACUUCACAACAGUUUCCCAUGGCUCAGGAAAAUCGAUUGCAGAACUUUCAGCUUCCAGAGCCGGUUCUUUGCAUUGGUGGGUUUAUGCUAGUCGAGUUUCUAGGUCGAGUUCAGAGAUGUGACAUUGAUGACUUAUACUACAUAUGUGUGACGCAUGUCAAGGCGAUGGGAAGAUCACUAACAAAAUCUUUUAGGGUGGUGGAUCCGGAUGAGUCAGGGAAGUUUGGGUUGAAGGUGUUGAGUUACAGUGAUCCACAAAAAAUGAAUGAGAAGGAAGAAGAAGAGGCGGGGCCAAGUGUGUUUAGGCCGAUGAGAAACCGAAACCUUGAACAGCUCGUGAACUUCCUGCACAGGCAUUCUACAGACGUCCAGUAUGUGUGGCCUGAAUCAGAUGAGGAUGAUGAAUCAGACGAGGAGGAGGUUUAGUGUCUGAUUUGGAGUGUGGGGGGGGGUUUCCUAUUUAAUUGUGGCUUUGCUUCUGUUGUUAAAUAAUCAUAGAGGUGCAUGAGAGCGGUUUUAAAAGCUUCUCUCCCUCCCUUACAGUGUGUUGUAAAGGUUGCCGAGUGUUGUGACAAUACUACUCGUUAUGUAUUAUAUGUUUGGUGUAAGUUUCAUUCCCUUGGUUA
This is a messenger RNA of Brassica oleracea var. oleracea, 1443 nucleotides long. Its product is annotated as F-box protein At4g00755-like. Gene Ontology annotation, molecular function: protein binding. Bases 179 to 1243 code for a protein of 354 amino acids. The record is from RefSeq and is a predicted model, not a curated record. NCBI's taxonomy places the organism in Eukaryota, Viridiplantae, Streptophyta, Magnoliopsida, Brassicales, Brassicaceae. The transcript has 6 exons.